AUGUUGAUGGUAGGUCAUAACGAGCUGUAAUGCACAAAUAUUGUAUCUAGAAUAACUUUCCAACAUGGACUUUUUUAAAGUUAUCUCACAUGUUGUCUCAUAAUUUUUUUUUUAAGUCUGCCAUGUACAUUGUUAUGGAGUCACAGUUUGACUACUCAGUUGUAAGUACUUUUCAACACGCAGUGUCAUCCUCAAGGUUGUAUUUUGUAUUGUGCACUAAAAUGAAAUACAAACAACAAUUUCAGCAUGACAUGCCUGUUUUGCGGCGAUGGUGGUGCCUGUUGCUCCUGGAGAACAAUUCUUUGAACAGGUAGACAGUUUAAGUAAACUAGAUGCCCUAAUUAACUGGAAGACAAUCAAUAUAUUGUACUUAAAGAUAUAUUGUCAUUACAGUUGUGGGAAAAUCUUCGCCCACUGGACCAAAGAAUGUCAAGAGCUCAUUGCUGGAAAGCAUACUCCGGUCUUCAGUCUAAAGAGGAAGGCAGAGCAGCAGGACAUAGAGGUUAGAAAAUUGCCUUCUAAAACAGUAUUAUCUCAGUGGGAGUCCUUCAGAAUGCACACAGUUGUAUGGAUCAACAUUGUCUCGAUGUAUUUGGUAAUUGAUGUUACUUUUCAAAUUGCCUUGUCAAGGAAACCGUGACGCAGACGGCAUCAGAUGUCCAAAGAAUGUGCAUGGCAGAUUCAAUGCAAUUCUGUGUCUACCAGACAUCGAACAACACAGGAGAGAGGUGUGUUGCAGACUCAAUUUAAUAAAUGCAAUUAUCGGGGCCUAUUCAGUGAUUUUCCAUGAAGUGACCACUUUUACAUAUAGUUUAAAUGCACGAAUCAUGCAGGAAAAUUAUUUAUACAUUCAAAUGUGCUGCAGAGGUAUCAUCAAUUGGACAGCGUGUUUGUUUAAUAUUAUGUUUGUCUCUCAUUUGAUCAGAUUGCUUUACCCUGAGGUAAAAUUGAUCAAAUGGGUCCAGUGCAAGACGUGCAGGGGCUGGCUGCAUCAGGAUUGUGCUGGGAUUGAAAUGGAGCCGUUUGACUGCGGGUGCGAGGACUCCAUUGAGCAUCCUCGGUAUAACAUAAUUUAUCAAGGAAACAUAGUAUCAGUCAAAAAUACGAGGCUCAAAGGAUGAAAAAAUGAGGGCUUGCUCUUUUCUUAUUUCUCUGCAGGAUCAAGGAUGCUGUUGACAGUUGA
Molecule: messenger RNA, 1183 nt
Organism: Xyrichtys novacula (pearly razorfish)
Lineage: Eukaryota; Metazoa; Chordata; Actinopteri; Labriformes; Labridae
Source: the annotation of a GenBank genome assembly